This is a messenger RNA of Eruca vesicaria subsp. sativa (arugula), 1236 nucleotides long. Lineage: Eukaryota; Viridiplantae; Streptophyta; Magnoliopsida; Brassicales; Brassicaceae. The record is from the annotation of a GenBank genome assembly.
AUGGCGUCUUCUGCUCUUCGUAGUCUCUCAAGGAGAAAGCUUUCUCCAAAAUGGUUCUGCAAGACCUCCUCCUCAAGCCCCCCUCUUGUUCUUCUUCAUCAUGAUCAUGUCAAAGAUUAUAAUACUAAGCCCACCACUUUCUCGGAUUCAAGUCUUCUUCGUUUUCACAGGCAAGUGUUCUUUGAAGACAGUAAGAAUAUGUCUUUUGGUCAACCAUUAGGUGCUUCUUCUGGAGUGUUUCUAUGUAGACACAUCUCUUCCUCUUCUUGCAAACCAGAAGAAUCGAGCAUAAAUAUUGAUGCCUUAGGAGAGGUACUUGUCCCUGCAGAGAAGUCAGUGGAAGCAAUGUCCACUACUAUAGAUGGAUGUAGUGCUGCAGCUAUUGAAAUUUUUUCUUUCCCUGUGAACUGCGUGCAUUAUGUGAUUAAUGGAAUCCAUGACCUUACUGGCUCCAACUGGUUGAUGUCAACUGUUAUUACAGCUUUUCUGGUUAAUGAACUCAUGUCUCCAGUCUCUAUGCGGCUUCAGAGACAAGCUGCAGAGUUAAAUUAUUGGGGUAGGAGCAUUCAGAAGGUGAGGAGAGUGAUGCAGACAUGUGAUCCUGAAUCUCUGGCUAAACAAAAAAAAUGGGAAGCAGAGUGUAGACAAAAAUUUGGAAAAUGUUACAAGUCUUACCUGCCACUAAGCAUAUUUGAUCUAUUCAUCAGCAUCAGCUUCAUCAAUGGGAUUAAUACCAUGGCUAAUAAAAUCCCAGGGUUUACUGAUAUUUCAACUCCAGACAGUUUUUACAUUCUACCUCUAGUGACAGCCUUAACCUUUUGGCUGACAAGACAGGCCACCACCAUAAGCUGGACAGAGAUUUUAUUCAGAAUGAAGGAACUCCCUUGGUAUUUCCUUUUCUUCAUUAUGGUCCAAGCUGCAGUUAAAUAUGAACCGGCAGUCUACGUUUACUUGAUCUCAUAUAGAAUAUCUCUAUACAUAUUAUCCAUGUGUAAGUCCCUCUUCUCUUCUCUUCUCUUUCUCACACUGUCUUUCUUGUUCAAUCUAAAAACAGUAGACUCUUUUCUUUUCACACCAAUAGCGUGUAGAAAUAAGCAGGUGGCAAAGUUGAGAAAGGCACUGGGGUUGCCAUAUGAUCCAGUAACGUUCUCUGAGGAGCAAAGGAUCAUGGCCAAAGUGAUAAGUGUUAUGAGGGAAUUUCUUGACGUGGUGAAGAAGAAGAAAGACAAGAAGUGA